This is a messenger RNA of Arabidopsis lyrata subsp. lyrata, 1846 nucleotides long. RefSeq names its product putative F-box/kelch-repeat protein At5g28160. The transcript has a single exon. NCBI's taxonomy places the organism in Eukaryota, Viridiplantae, Streptophyta, Magnoliopsida, Brassicales, Brassicaceae. The record is from RefSeq and is a predicted model, not a curated record. The coding region runs from base 75 to 1166 and encodes 363 amino acids. Gene Ontology annotation, molecular function: protein binding.
UAUUAGCUCUUCGUGGUGUUUGUGUCCUUUACUAUUUAUACGACAACCGACUUUCUACCAACUUCCUAACCUCUAUGACUUCUGAAUUCGCAAGUCCAUCGUUUUUGUCACUUCCUCAUGAAAUCGUCCUAAACUGUUUAGCCCGCAUAUCGAGAUCGUACUAUCCGAAACUCUCCCUAGUCUGCAAGACAUUUCGCACUCUCCUCAUAUCUAAAGAGCUCACCGUGGCGCGAGUGCACCUUAAAACCCACGAAACCUUUUUUCAUGUCUGCUUACAGUUACCUGAUAGACCUAAUCCUUCAAUGUUCACCCUCUGGAUAAAACCUGGUCAAAUCUUAACCAACCAACUUGAGAAGAACGAGAGGUCUACCGGAGAUACUCGGUUGGUACAAAUACCUUCUUCAUAUUAUUCUAAAGUACCACCUUAUGUCAUUACUGUUGGUUCCGAAUCGUACGGACUCAGCCACUGCAAUGAUCCGUCCUCCAUCAUGUGGGUUCGUAAGAAGGGGACUUUUUGUUGGCGUAAAGCCCCAAACAUGACUGUAGCUCGAGCCAAAGCCCUUGCGUGCGUCCUCAGUGGGAAAAUAUAUGUCAUGGGAGGUUGCAGGGCUGAUGAACCCGUGAAUUGGUGUGAGGUUUUCGACAUAAAGUCUCAAACUUGGGAACCUUUACCUGACCCUGGCUCUGAGCUCCGUUUUUCUUCAAUUAGAAAAUUAGAGGUGUUCAAAGAAAAGCUUUACGUUAGAAGCAAUGAGGAGAAAGACUCUGUUUAUGAUCCAAAAGAAGGUAAAUCGGAUGUUUUAGAAAAACCACAUGUGAGAUGUACAAUAAUAGAGAAUGUUGUGUAUUGUUAUAAUAAACAGAGCUGCUGGUGGUAUGACACAAAUCGCAAAGAAUGUAGACUGGUCAGAGGUUUAGAUAUGUUGAACCUGAAUCUUGGUUGUGGAAUGAUUGAAAUAGCUAACUAUGGUGAGAAACUCUUAAUCUUAUGGGACAAGUUUGUUCAUCGUGGUACUUGUCAAGACAAAGAUAUUUGGUGUGCGGUGAUUGCGCUUGAAAAACGUGAUGGUAGUGAUGAAGUUUGGGGAAACAUUGAGUGGGCUGAUAUUGUGAUGACGGUUUCUAGCUCAUACGUUUUCGUGAAUAGUCUAGUAUAUGGUAGUUGAUCAAAUCUAAUCAUGUUUUUGAUUUGAUUCUCAAAGGCUUUUUUCUUCUUUAUUCUUUAGUGUAUUGUUGCUUUUAUACUUAAAACAAAUAUUGGCGCUCGGGCUUGAACUCCCAUAUAUUCAAAAAAUAAAAAAAUAUUGGAAACAUCACGAGAAACAUUGAGUGGGCUAAUAUUGUACUGACGGUUCCUAGCUCAUAUGUUUCCUGAAUAGUCUACUAAAUUUAACUGUGUUUUUGUUUUGACCAUUGCCAUUUGCCAAUGCCUUAUUUUUUGUUUGUAUUCUGUAGUGUAUUUUUGGUUAAAUUAAAUUGUUGGCAACAUCACAUCCAACUUCAAAAUAACCAAGUUUUAGAUCGACAUGUAUUCUAGUGGUAAAAAGAUUGUUUAUAGAGACAUUAGAGACGCGGGAUUUGUAUAUGAUGUGAAUCAGUAAGUCAGAUGUUUGAUAGCUUUCAUAUUCUAAUUUUUUGUCUUACUUUGGUCUGUUUCUUUAGUCACACAAAACCCACAUAAGUUUUUUUUGUUAAAAGUUAAUAUUGGAGAGAGACUCUAUGUACAAUGUUCAGAUAAACCCAUAAGUUCUUUAAACACUACCAAAGAUAAAUGCUAUUGUGUGAGUUUUGAGAUCUGAAGUUACAUAGAAAUGAUCAUAAAAUUGUCAAACAUACCCUUUUUUUU